Molecule: messenger RNA, 1343 nt
Organism: Camellia sinensis
Lineage: Eukaryota; Viridiplantae; Streptophyta; Magnoliopsida; Ericales; Theaceae
Product: NAC transcription factor 56
Biological process (GO): regulation of DNA-templated transcription; system development
Molecular function (GO): DNA binding
Source: RefSeq, a predicted model, not a curated record
CUCUCCUCCUUAACAUUUCCAGCUCUCUCUAACCAACCAUAUAUAUAUAACCACACCAUGCUCUUUUCCGACCAAUUUCCAGCCUCCAAACCAAAGCUUGAAUCUUUCAAAUUCAAAAACAAUCAACAGUUCUAAUCUGAAAAAUCCACCUAUGGAGAGCACCGAUUCGUCGACGGGGUUGCACCACCCGAACCUCCCACCGGGCUUUCGCUUCCAUCCCACCGACGAAGAAUUGGUGGUUCACUACCUCAAGAAGAAAGCAGCCUCCGCUCCUCUUCCCGUCUCAAUCAUCGCUGAAAUCGAUCUCUACAAGUUCGAUCCAUGGGAGCUCCCCGCUAAGGCCACGUUUGGGGAACAAGAGUGGUAUUUUUUCAGUCCAAGGGACCGGAAGUACCCGAACGGGGCGAGGCCAAACCGGGCGGCGACAUCCGGGUACUGGAAGGCAACUGGGACAGAUAAGCCUGUAUUGACCUCAGGGGGAACUCAGAAGGUUGGGGUGAAGAAAGCACUCGUUUUCUAUGGAGGAAAGCCUCCAAAAGGGAUCAAAACCAAUUGGAUCAUGCAUGAGUAUAGGCUUGUUGACAACAAAACCAGCUCAAGGCCACCGGGUUGUGACCCGACCCACAAGAAAGGCUCCCUACGGCUUGAUGAUUGGGUGCUAUGUCGAAUCUACAAGAAAAACAACCCACCAAGACCAUUGGAUCAAGAAAGAGAAGACUCCAUAACCGACAUCCUUGCAUCAUCAAUACCACCUUCAAUUCCAGCAGCAGCCCAACACCACCACCAACCAAAACCACCGCCGAUGAAACCCACAAACUACGCCACAAUGCUCGAAAACGAUCAAAGCUUAUUCGAAAACAUAAUAGUCACAGACACUAUCAACAACAACAAUAACAACAUUGGUUCAAAGCCACAGCUUCCAUUAAUGGUGACCACCACAACCUCUAACACCCUACCUCACCUGAAAAGAACCCUCCCUUCCCUUUACUGGAACGACGACGACGAUGAAAGCGAGGCAGCAAAGAGGUUUCAAGAAGAUGUAAGUGUAGUGGUGAAGAAUGAUGAUCAUAACAACAGCUCCAUCGCUACUCUGCUUAGUCAGCUUCCACAAACUCAACAGACAGUGAUGGGUUCGCUCGGUGAGGGGGUUUUUCGACAACAAUAUCAGUUUACGGGGUUGAAUUGGUAUUCUUAGAUCAGUUUUGGGUGGUGGGUAUGAAUUGUAAUGCAGAGCUAUACAUUAGUAAUUUGAUAAGCAAUGUUAUGAAGUCUCUGCUGUCAGGUAUAUAUUUGCAAAGAUGUUAUAUAUUGAUCAAUAUAAUACAGUCCAUUAGUUUGUAGAA